Molecule: messenger RNA, 4545 nt
Organism: Lethenteron reissneri (Far Eastern brook lamprey)
Lineage: Eukaryota; Metazoa; Chordata; Hyperoartia; Petromyzontiformes; Petromyzontidae
Product: cadherin-2-like
Biological process (GO): multicellular organism development; homophilic cell-cell adhesion; cell-cell junction assembly
Cellular component (GO): catenin complex; adherens junction; plasma membrane
Molecular function (GO): beta-catenin binding; cadherin binding; calcium ion binding
Source: RefSeq, a predicted model, not a curated record
GUGUGUGUGUGCGUCCUGCGUGCAGGUAUUUAUGGCUGGGAGGGAGAGAGGCAACUGGGUAGAAGACGCAGAGAACUUCACGAAGGAUGCAGGUGUUUCGAGUGCUGACGAUGUCUCUCAUCACUCAGCUGGUGGCGUCAGGUGAGAGGCAUCGCAGAGGCUGGAAGGCGCCGUCUCCGUUCGUUGUUGAAAACGAACCUGGUCCCUUCCCCGCGUACGUCACAACGUUUGAGUCAGACCGGGUUAAAGGUCGGACGGUGAGCUACAAGUUGACAGGCCCAGGGGCAGACGAACCUCCCAUGGGACGUUUCUCCAUCAAUGACAAGGGCGUCAUUCAAGUGUGUCAGGCUCUGGACAGAGAGGAGAUCGCCAUAUACAAGAUGUUCGUGCACGCGCUCAUCAACGGGGUCGAGGUGGAGAACGCGGCGGAGAUGGUCGUGAGGGUUCACGACGACAACGACAACGCCCCCGACUUCGGCCCCGGGACCAUGCGGGCAUCGGUCACGGAGGGCAGUGCCCCUGGCUCCCUGGUGGCGAGGCUCUCGGCCUCGGACCGAGACGACCCCGGCACGGAGCACACGGCCCUCGUCUACCGCCUCGAAGCACAGGAGCCGCCCCAGCCACCCGACGCAUUCUCCGUGGACCGGCUCACCGGGGAGGUCACAGCCAACGUGCGGCUCGACCGAGAGGCCGUGAGCGAGUUCCGGCUGACGGUGGUGGCCACGGACUGCAACGGGGCCCCCAGCGGCCUGAGCGGCACGGGGACCUUGGCGGUGCGAGUCGCGGACGUGAACGACAACGUGCCGACGUUCAUCACCACCACGGUGUCGGCGAGCGUCGCCGAGAACGAGCUGGUGGACCCGCUCGUCUUCCUCUUCGUCUCGGACCGUGACGAGGUGGGCACCGACGGCUGGCGCGCCGUCUACUCCAUCGUGGGCGGAAACGACGGGGCGAGCUUCCGCGUCCGCACGGACCACAACAGCAACGCCGCCGUGGUCUCCGUUGUCAAGCCGCUGGACUACGAGCGACAGAGCUCGCUGGAGCUGCUCGUCGCCGUGGCUAACCGGGCCCUGCUGGUGACGUCGGCCGGGCAGCCCCCCGCGGCCUCCACGGCCACGGUGCUGGUGAGCGUGCGUGACGUGCCCGAGGGGGCCGCGUUCGAGCCGCCCCUCCUGGUGCUGAGCGCGCCGGAGGAGGCGGCCCCUGGCAGCGCCCUGGGGGAGUUCCGAGCGCGGGACCCCGACUCGCAGCAUCACGGCGGAGAGAUCCGCUACGCUCUGGGGGACGAUCCCGCGGCCUGGAUCCAGGUGGACCCCCGCACAGCCGUCAUCUCCACGGUCGGCGCCAUCGACCGGGAGUCGCCGUUCGUCCACAACGGCCUCUACACCUUCACCGUGCUCGCCCUGCAGGACGGACCCCCUCCCCGCACGGCCACGGGCACCAUCGAGCUGCACAUCCUGGACGUGAACGACCACGCCCCGGUGCUCACGGGGGCCCUGCGGCGCGCGGGGCCCUCCCUGCCGCGCCUCUGCCUGGGCCGCCCCUCCGAGGGCCUCCCCCUCACGGCCUCCGACGCCGACUCGCCCGCCCACGGGCCCCCCUUCGCCUUCUCUCUGGUCGACGAGCCCGCCGGCACCGCCGCGCUCUGGGAGGUCGUGAUCCUCAAUGAAACGAGCGCGCGACUGCAGGCCCGCGUGAACACCUACGGCGGCGGGGGUCCUCCGCUCGGAGUUCACCGCCUCUCCGUGAUGCUCGCGGACCGGGGCGGCCACGGGGAGGCGAGGAGCGUGGCCGUGCGCGUGUGCCGCUGUUGGGGGGGGGCGCCCCCCGGAUACCACGGCGACGAGGAGGAGGAGGAGACGUGCUUCCCCGCUAAGGUCCGGCGGCCGGGGCUGGGGGCCGGCGCCACCGCAGCCAUCAUCAUCUCCCUGCUCGUCGUGGCGCUCGUAGGCCUCGUCGCCUUCCUGCUACCUCGCCCCAAGAGGCCGCUGCGGGUUUUUCACGACGGCGUCCCGCGCGGAUCUCUCGUCCGGUACAACGACGAGGGCGGCAAGGAGGAGGACAAGAUUCCAAUGCCACCGUCCCCGAUGAGCAUCACGAUGGAACUGCUGUCCUCGGAUUCUAUCGUCAACAGCCCCACGCUGUCCAGCCCGAGCUGGUCCAUCACAAACGCCUCGGCGCCCCUCAUGCGAUAGUAGGGCGAGGUGCAAGACCACGCACGCAGACACGCACGCAGACACGCACGCAAAAGGACAAAGACUCCCCCCCACCCCGUACAGCCUUAACAAGCUGUUGGGGCAAGUGCUGCUAUUAGCGCCUAUGAAGGCCGGCACAACACACGAGGGGGUGGGUGGCCAACACCACGCCCAGACGCCUUUGUCUCCCCAGUGGCAAUGUUUACACACCGCACCAGGUACUCAUUUGAGGCCGUGUCAACCUAGGGGAGGCCCAGGACCGGUUCAGAUAAUCGUCACUGGUGCUGGCCGUGAGUGGGAAUCGAACCCGGGUCGCCAGGUUCAUAGCGCAGCGUAGCGCUAACCGCUACACGACGCGUGCACGCAGAUAUUCAGCAAGAGCCGCCAUUCGUAUGUGUGCGUGUUGAACUCGCACCGUACGUAGCCAACCGUGCCAAUCGGAGGUGCCACCCAGCGGCGGUGAUGUCACCACUGCGCUUGUGCCAGCCGAGGUGUACCUUGAGGCCACGUGAAGUGUGGAAGGAUCGCUGCUGGCACAAGGUGAAGGAGCUGUUUCGGGUCGACCGAGAUAUGCAAUUACACUGAACGUAGCGUUGCUUUUCACUGCGAAGGUGGAUUUCCUGAAAGUGCCCUUCCAUCCUGCUGUUUCGUUUUAAUCAAUUAGAUCACGGACCACCUUCAAUAACGGUCCCCCCCCCCCCCCCGUGUUGUUUUUAUUAUGGCUAUGACGAUGAUGCUUGCUUGGGGAAAGCCUCGGUGGCAAGUGAGUCUCAAUGCUUCGUAGAGGAGGGGUCGUGCCCAGUGUUAUGCUGGCGGGGGGAAGAUGUUGAUACGCGUAAGAGAUGCCCUUCUUCUUCUUGGUUCUUUCGGUAAAGUCACGUAGAAGGGAAAUAAUAAAAUAAUAAAAAUAAAACAUAAUAAAAUAAUUCUCACGACGUUUCGGUUACAACGCAAGCAGCCGUCCUCAGGUCACCUGGGGACGGCUGCUACGUGACUUUACAUGAAAAGAACCAAGAAGAUGAAUCCCUGCAGUCACGAAAGCUUAAAAGCGAAAGAUGCUCUUCUGUGUAUGUUGAACUUCUAUCUGGCCAAUUGAGUUCAUCCCGAUUUCGGCGAGGCUUUCCUGGCUAAACGAGUAAAAUCACGAGAAUAAUACUGUAGUAGUCGUAAUAAUAAUAAACUAUAAACGAAAUUCUUGGUUCUUUCGGUAAAGUCACGUAGAAGGGAAAUAAUAAAAUCAUAUAAUAUAAAAUAAAAAAUUCUCACGUUUCGACUGCAACACAAGCAAUCAUCACACCUGAUGAUUGCUUGUGUUGCAGUUGAAACGUCGUUGGAAUUUUUUUAUUGUUUUAUAUUUAUAUUAUUUUAUUAUUUCCCUUCUACGUGACUUUACCGAAAGAACCAAGAAUAUGAAUCCCUGCAGUCACGAAAGCUUUAAAUCAAAACUAUAAACUCUAUUUGACUAGGAAAGGCCCACUGAGCUAAAUGGCUCUUUUUGAGAAGCGAGCUGGCCACAAAAGAUAGCUCAACGAAUUGGCUUAUCGCGUGGAAAUGCCUAAGCAGCCAACCAGAGGUAAAAAAAAACCCACGCAACCACGGAGAGACGUGCAAACUCCAACUAUAUAGCAGGCGUCGGGGUCGGGAUCGAAUCCACGACCUCCUGCACACCGGGCGAGGUAGUUAACAUCUCCUGGCCACCGUGGCGCCCCAACCGAAAUGCAAGGGGGCAUCAACUGCAAGAGAAACACCGGCGCCGGACCGAUUUGACGCGGUGCAUCGCAAGAAUGUUCUGCGUGUGCCCUCUUGCGCUGGGUGAUCUUCAGACCAGCGUAUCGUGCGUCCCAGGCCCAGCGUAUCUGCUGCCCCCCUUUCAGCGAUCAAAACGUUUAGGGUCGCUCCGAACGCGAACUUUACAUUUUCAACUCUGAACGCCUUAAAUUUCCAUUUAAAGCUUUCGUGACUGCAGGGAUUCAUCCUCUUAGUUCUUUCGGUAAAGUUACGUAGAAGGGAAAUAAUAAAAUAAUAAAAAUAAACAUAAUAAAAUACAAUUCUCACGACGUUUCGGCCACAACGCAAGCAGCCGUCCUCAGGUGAAGAACAGGUCUGUCGGAAAGACAGCGUCUGAAUGAGAAAUCUGAACGCCUUCCAAUUGCUUCCCCCAACUUUGUUUCCACGACCGAUUCCACCUUUUCACCGUUUGUUUGGAGACCCAAGGACCAUCAAAGUACCCAACGAGGGGGGUGGGGGGGGGCACUGCACAUCACCGCGUGGCUCCACCCCCACGCAUAAUGCUCUGUGCGAUCGCUAUCCGGUCGCACGGUGCAGCCGAUUGCUUGUGCAUGGAACAUCC